AUGUCCACAAAGGCAAACCAUGCAAUCGUGUUUGGGGCUGCUGGCCUGCUCGGCUGGUCUGUCCUUAACCAAUUGACCUCCAAUUACCCCCAAGCUGGGACAUUUUCCAGAGUAACGGCUGUCGUCAACCGACCAAUAUCUGAAGACGAUCUGAACUUAGCUUCCAAAGUUACUCAAGAUUCUGCAAAGCCAGAAUUGCAGAUUGUUUCAGGAAUAGAUCUACGAAACGGCACGGGGGAGGCUUUGGCACAUCAGCUUCAGACCAAUGUCUCCGACGCUGAGACCAUUACACAUGUGUUCUACUUUGUGUUUUCUGCACUCAACAGCGACGCCGUCGAAGAGUGCAAGAUCAACUGCGAUAUGAUGCGGAGGGUUGUAGCCGCAGUGAAUAUAAUAGCACCAGGGCUCAAAGCGUUCAUUUACCCCGGUGGUACAAGAACGCUCAAGGGGUAUGGAAUCUAUAUCCCUGGUGGCACUUUUCAAGCGCCGCUGAAUGAGGCGAUGGCAGACCAACUUCCUGAUGAUUAUGCCAAGACUGUGGCCUACCCAUGGUUCAGGAAGAUCCUAACUGAGGCCAGUAACGAGCGGGGCUGGUCAUGGACAGAGGUUUGCCCCGAUGCUGUUAUUGGAUUUAGCCCAAACGGCUCCGGGUGGUCUCUUGCCCUCCACUGGGCACAAUACUUGUCUCUGUACUCGCAUAACGAAGGCAAGGGUGUUGCGAACGGAGGCUCUAAAAUUUCGGUGCCGUUUCCCGGAUGCGAAGAAGCACUGGAUAGCAAGUUUACACCAGUGUCCAGCAAAAUUCUUGGGCGGAUCGCCAUAUUCGCCGCAUUGAACCCUGAUGUAUGUGGCGGAAAGGUCAUCAACAUGGCGGAUGAUGCGAAUCCUACAACCUUUCGUCAGCUUUGGCCAAUGAUUGCUUCUUGGUUCGGGCUUACUGGGGUUGGCCCUUCUACGGAGACGGGUGCGCUCAAACCAGGCGAAUAUGUCAAGAAGCAUGAAGCCAUCUUCUCGGAGAAGAAUCGCCCGAAAGCGUUAUCUGGUGGGGUUGGAGCUGGGAGUAAACAGUUGGACAGUGUCGGAUUUUGGCUCACAUUUGACCGACAGUUGAGUUUAGACCGGCUGCGAGCUUGUGGUUUCCACGAACACCGCGAUCCAAUCGAAGGGUGGAUUGAGGCAUUUGAACAGUUCAGGGAGGCGGGUAUCAUUCUAUGA
Clonostachys rhizophaga is the source of this 1215-nucleotide messenger RNA. Lineage: Eukaryota; Fungi; Ascomycota; Sordariomycetes; Hypocreales; Bionectriaceae. The record is from the annotation of a GenBank genome assembly.